AUGUCAACUUACGCUCGUCAAAACCAAACCUUCACUCUGCCAGAUGGCCGCCAGCUAGGCUACGCCGAGUAUGGCGACCACAAUGGGACACCACUCCUCUAUUUCCACGGCUACCCAUCCUGCCGCCUCGAAGCCUACGCAAUCGACGACAUAGCUCAAAGGCACAACACCCGCAUAUUAGCACUCGACCGACCCGGCUUUGGUUUGUCCACACCGCAGCCCAAUCGAAGCAUCACGGACUGGCCUGCGGACGUCUCGGCAUUCGCAAAAAGCAUGCAGCUAUCACGCUUUGCUGUGCUUGGAGCCUCGGGCGGGGGACCGUAUGCACUGGCUUGCGCACAUGGAUUGCCACAGGAAACGCUUGCUGGCGUCGGCCUUUUUGCGAGCGGACCUCCGUGGGUUGGUGGUGCACAUUACAACUCGAUAUACAGACGGGUAGCCCGAACGAUGGCGAUAUACUGGCCAACCGGUCUCAGAAUACUCUUCGAUGUCUUAGUGCGCGUUUCGACGUGGGUGGUCCAUUCGGGGCCUGUAUCGAGGCGGAUUGAUCGCUGGUUGGAGCAGGAAGACAAGAAUAAGGAGGACAGCCAUCAGGAUGUGAACAAAACUUCGGCUAUGAUCACACACAAGAAGACAACAGCGGAGCGUAGACUUGAACUGGUACACGCUUUGCUUGAGGAGCCUUUUGCUCAGGGCGGCAAAGCGGCGGUUGAAGAGGCUAGGCUACUUAGUUCGAAUGAUUGGGGCUUCUCAUUUGAGAGUGUGCGACACAAUCCGGUCAUAAUCUGGCAUGGGGCAAAAGAUACGAAUGCGCCAGUGGAGUUAAUAAGGUACAUGGUGAAAAAACUACCUCAUUGUAUCUAUCAUGAGUUCAAAGAUGACACUCAUUAUACCAUGUUUAAACAUUUCGAAGGGGCCAUGGAAGAGCUUGUUUCAGAGAAGAAGUGUAGAUAG
Messenger RNA from Pseudogymnoascus verrucosus, 954 nucleotides. RefSeq lists its product as uncharacterized. The transcript has a single exon. The coding region runs from base 1 to 954 and encodes 317 amino acids. The record is from RefSeq and is a predicted model, not a curated record. NCBI's taxonomy places the organism in Eukaryota, Fungi, Ascomycota, Leotiomycetes, Thelebolales, Thelebolaceae.